Messenger RNA from Cricetulus griseus (Chinese hamster), 793 nucleotides. Lineage: Eukaryota; Metazoa; Chordata; Mammalia; Rodentia; Cricetidae. The record is from RefSeq and is a predicted model, not a curated record.
UUUGCAUAGAGAGUCUUAUGUUCAUUGCUGUUCAUUCCCCUUGAUAUAUCUUUGCAACUCCUUAUGCUUGCUACAUUGUCAGAUGUCUGUGCCAUGAUUAAUCACUUCUUCUUUAUGUAGAUGCAAGUCCUGCUGGAUCAACCACGAAUAAUGAUCCAACAAGACAUCCGGAGCUAGAAGCUGGUACAAACAUGAGAAAUUCAAUAACAAGCCCUUUUGUGAAACCAAAUCCAGGGAUAGCAAUGUGGUUGGGCUGUGUGUCUAUGAGGUGCAUUUUUCUUAGAACUCCUAGAGGCAGAGGAGCCUCAAAGCACAUCCCAACCUGUGGAAUUGACUCGUGGGCACAGGUUCCUGGGGUCUUUGCUCCCAGUAUCAGCACCGAAGGCAACAGCGCAGGGCAUUCUAGAAACAAUCUGGGUUCCAAAGUGGCCUUAUUCGCAGGAAUCAUAUCAGGAUGCGUCAUCUUCAUCGUCAUCAUCAUCACCUUGGUGGUACUGCUGCUCAAGUACCGCAGGAGGCACGGCAAACACUCUCCACAGCACUCCAAGCGAGGUGGCAACAACUCUGGCUGGGAACCCAGUGAUGUUCUCAUACCGCUAAGGACUGCAGAUAAUGUCUUCUGCCCACAUUAUGAGAAGGUCAGCGGGGACUAUGGGGACCCAGUGUACAUCGUGCAGGAGAUGCCCCCACAGAAUCCUGCCAACAUUUACUGCAAGGUCUGAGGCCUGGGAACUUUGCCUCCCAAGGGAACUCUCAUCUUGUUGUGGGCGCAGGGACUGCCUGAGCCUGGCUC